Molecule: messenger RNA, 1029 nt
Organism: Aureobasidium pullulans EXF-150
Lineage: Eukaryota; Fungi; Ascomycota; Dothideomycetes; Dothideales; Saccotheciaceae
Product: TPT-domain-containing protein
Exons: 2
Coding region: 1-1029 (342 amino acids)
Cellular component (GO): Golgi apparatus
Molecular function (GO): antiporter activity
Source: RefSeq, a predicted model, not a curated record
AUGCACGCAGAGCAGCGCCAGAAGCUGCUGGGUGACGACGACGUCGAGAAGCAGUCAGCCGUCGAGGAACAAACACAGGCGAAAAGCGCACAAGAGGGCGCCGAAUACCUCGUAUCGACCCGAGUCAAGAUGAUCUGUCUCGGACUCUACUUCGCCAUGAACCUGGGCCUCACACUAUACAACAAAGCCGUGCUCUCCAAGUUCGCUUUCCCAUGGCUGAUGACCACACUGCACGCCACCUGCGCGGCCAUUGGAUGCUAUGCUCUUCUACUUGCCGGCCAGAUCAAGCUGUCAUACCUCACAAGGCAGGACAACUAUGUCCUGGUGGCAUUCUCUGUCCUGUUCACCAUCAAUAUUGCCAUCUCGAAUGUAUCGCUGGAGAUGGUCUCUGUUCCUUUCCACCAAAUCGCCCGCUCAACUUGCCCCGUCGCAACCAUCUUGAUCUACCGCUGGUUCUAUGGCCGUUCCUACGCGAAGGCUACAUACAUGGCUCUGAUCCCCAUCGUUCUCGGUGUUGGACUCAGCACAUACGGCGACUACUACUUCUCUCUUGUCGGCGCAUCUCUUACUUUCCUCGGUGUCUUCCUCGCUGCCAUCAAGACUGUCGCAACCAACCGCCUCCUGACUGGCAGCCUGAAGCUGCCCGCCCUCGAACUGCUACUUCGCAUGUCUCCUCUUGCCGCCGCACAAUCCCUCGUGUACGCGUACUGCACUGGAGAGGUCACUCGCUUUUCCCAAUUCGCCUCAGAAGGUGGCCUCACCUCGAACGUUGUCCUUGCUCUGCUCGGAAACGGUAUCCUCGCAUUCAUGCUCAACGUCACAUCUUUCCAAACAAACAAGCUUGCCGGUGCCCUGACCCUGAGCGUCUGCGGUAAUCUCAAGCAAUGCCUUACCAUUCUCCUCGGUAUUGUUCUCUUCAACGUCCGUGUUGGACCCGAGAACGGUGCUGGCAUGUUGGUCACUCUUCUCGGCGCUGCCUGGUACAGCAAAGUCGAGUUGAGUGUCAAGAAGCCCGCCCCGAGAUCAUGA